Molecule: messenger RNA, 1413 nt
Organism: Zasmidium cellare ATCC 36951
Lineage: Eukaryota; Fungi; Ascomycota; Dothideomycetes; Mycosphaerellales; Mycosphaerellaceae
Product: glycosyltransferase family 2 protein
Exons: 3
Coding region: 1-1413 (470 amino acids)
Source: RefSeq, a predicted model, not a curated record
AUGGGAUUCUCCGACUGGUGUAUCGAAUGGACUCCCUUCGCACUGGUUUGCUGUUACUGGCCGACCGUCACCGCCAUCUUCGUCAUGUGCUCCUCCGAGGCCAUUGAGGUGUUUUACUACUUCUACAUGAUUGUAAAUCUCUACAUCGCGGCGGUAUCGGCGUUUGAGAGCUUUUUGGCCCUGACCCCUGUGCGACUGGCUCGCAAGGCUGCCAUCAAGUUCAAUCAAACUGAAGUCAACCUUCGGAAAGAUGCUGGUGACGAUUUGCCUGUUAUGGAACUGGUCAUGGUGGCAUAUCUGCCCAAUGAGAAGGAUAUUGUUGAGCAGCAGAUCAUGUAUGCUCUGGAAGAGCUGCAAUAUCCAGGACAGAAACUUCGCAUCAGCCUUGUAUACAACACACCGAAACCUAUUGAGCCGCUCGAGAGCGGACUGCGCCAGCUGGAGAGAGACUGGGGCCAACUGAAAGUGGUCAAAGUUCCAAAGUCGACAUCCAAGGCCGAGAAUCUGAACUACUUCCUCUCCCUUCCACAUUCUGGACAGUCAGAGUACAUUGGCAUCUUCGACACCGACCACCUUCCUCAUCCUCACAACCCACGAUGGGCCGCCGAACGGUUCAAGAAAGACAAGUGCGACAUCGUACAAGGCCGAUGCGUCGUCUACAACACCGGCGAAUCGUUCCUGUCCAAGAUGAUCGCUAUCGAAUUCGACAAGAUCUACGCCAUCGCACAUCCUGGACGAAGUCGCCUCUGUGGGUUUGGCUUGUUCUGUGGAAGCAACGGGUGGUGGCGAGCUGACGCAAUCCGCGACAUUCGUAUGAGGGAGAAGAUGUUGACGGAAGACAUCGAUUCUGCGCUUCGGGCGUAUGGACAGGGCUACAAAGCAGUCCAUGACUUGAACGUCGUCUCAUAUGAGCUGGCUCCCACAAAAGUAAUGGCAUUCUGGAAGCAGCGUAUGCGAUGGACACAAGGCUGGACACAAGCUUCGAUCGAUCACCUGUCCUUGAUCUGGACCAACCCACCGGAAGGCAAAGGCAAGAGAGAUCUCCACGAACGGAAUGGCCUCUUCUCGCUCCUCUUCCUCCGCGAGCUGUCCUACUACUUCGUCUCGCAACAUACAUGCCUGAUCCUCAGCUUUAUCGUCAACGGCUGGCCACACAGCGCAGGCGGCUUGGUGAAGCUCAUUUGGUUCACAUACCCGCUGGCCGAAUGGUUCUUCAUCCUGGUUAUCCUCGCCUUGAUCUGCACUCUGUAUUGCACGGAUCUAGUGAGGAGCGAGUUCACCUCAUGGUGGUACAUGAUCGCCUUCAGCAUCAUCUACACACCCUACCUGAUCGUGCAGAGUUGCAUGGGGCUGUACGGGCACGCGCGAGAAUUGACCAAGUACACGAAGUGGAACCCCACAGAGCGGAAAUAG